Balaenoptera musculus (blue whale) is the source of this 1954-nucleotide messenger RNA. It is a transcript of the gene DPYS, whose product is annotated as dihydropyrimidinase. The record is from RefSeq and is a predicted model, not a curated record. Gene Ontology annotation, cellular component: cytosol; cytoplasm. Gene Ontology annotation, molecular function: dihydropyrimidinase activity. Lineage: Eukaryota; Metazoa; Chordata; Mammalia; Artiodactyla; Balaenopteridae. The transcript is spliced from 8 exons. The coding region runs from base 69 to 1526 and encodes 485 amino acids. Gene Ontology annotation, biological process: pyrimidine nucleobase catabolic process.
GCCGGGCCAGCGCGCCCGCCCCGUGCCGCCGGAAGGAGGGCGGCUCCGCAGCGUGUGCGCCCCUCGCCAUGGCGGCGCCGUCGCGGCUCCUGAUACGCGGUGGGCGCGUGGUCAACGACGACUCCUCGCAGGUGGCCGACGUGCUGGUGGAGGACGGCGUGGUGCGGGCGCUGGGGCGCGACCUGCUGCCGCCCGGGGACGCGCCGGCCGGGCUGCGGGUCCUAGACGCCGCCGGCAAGCUGGUCUUGCCCGGCGGCAUCGACACGCACACGCACAUGCAGUUCCCCUUCAUGGGCUCGCGGUCCGUGGACGACUUCUACCAGGGCACCAAGGCUGCCCUGGCAGGAGGCACCACCAUGAUCCUUGAUUUCGCCAUUCCUCACAAAGGCCACUCCCUCAUCGAGGCCUUCGAGACCUGGCGAAGCUGGGCUGAUCCCAAAGUCUGCUGUGACUACAGCCUUCAUGUGGCGGUGACAUGGUGGAGUGAGCAGGUUAAAGAAGAAAUGAAAAUCCUUACCCAAGAUAAAGGUGUGAACUCCUUCAAGAUGUUUAUGGCCUAUAAAGAUCUGUACAUGCUGAGAGAUGGGGAGCUGUACAAGGUCUUCUCUCGGUGCAAGGAAAUUGGAGCAAUUGCUCAAGUUCAUGCAGAAAAUGGAGACCGAAUUGCAGAGGGAGCGAAGAAGAUGUUGGCUUUGGGGAUAACGGGUCCCGAGGGCCAUGAGCUGAGCCGCCCAGAAGCGGUGGAGGCAGAGGCCACGCUGAGAGCCGUCACCAUAGCCGGCGCCGUGAACUGCCCUCUGUGCGUCGUGCACGUGAUGAGCAAGUCCGCAGCAAGGGUGAUAGCAGAUGCCAGGAGGGAUGGGAAGGUGGUCUAUGGAGAACCCAUCGCAGCAGGUCUCGGCACAGAUGGCACUCACUACUGGAAUAGAGAAUGGCCCCAUGCAGCCCAUCACGUUAUGGGUCCACCCCUACGACCGGACCCUUCAACGCCUGACUUCCUCAUGAAUCUAUUGGCUAAUGGUGAUCUAACCAUAACAGGGUCUGACCACUGCACUUUCAACACCUGCCAGAAAGCUCUUGGGAAGGAUGAUUUUACUAAGAUUCCCAAUGGAGUGAAUGGUGUUGAGGACCGGAUGUCAGUAACAUGGGAAAAAGGCGUGCACAGUGGCAAAAUGGAUGAAAACUGGUUCGUGGCAGUUACCAGCACAAAUGCAGCUAAAAUCUUUAAUCUGUAUCCAAGAAAAGGAAGAAUAGCUGUGGGCUCAGAUGCUGACAUUGUGAUUUGGGACCCAAAAGCCACAAGGACCAUUUCGGCAAAAACUCAUCAUCAGGCUGUUAACUUCAACAUCUUCGAGGGCAUGGUGUGCCAUGGGGUGCCCCUGGUGACUAUUUCAAGAGGCAAAGUGGUGUAUGAAGCUGGAGUUUUCAAUGUCACAGCAGGAGACGGGAAGUUUAUUCCUCGUAAACCAUUUGCUGAAUAUAUUUACAGACGGAUCAAGCAGCAGGACCAGGUGAGUUGGGGCUAAGUGGGCUGUUAACACGGGCUGGAUUGUCACUUGCUCCUGGAUGCUGGUGAUGGCGUUGUCACAUACAAUUGGUUAACAUAUUCACAGGGUGUUAGAAGAGGUUAUGAACAAAUACAGCUGUCAAAGAAAAAAGUCAUUAUUGGAUGGAUGCAGUUUCUUUUGAAGAUUGGUGUCUAUCGGGUUUCCUAAUGGACCAAGUCAGGUUUUCCCAGGCAAGCGUAGGGCCCCUGUGGGCCUUCUGACAAUUGCUGUUAGUCAGGGUCCUCUGAGAAGCAGCCAUCCAGAUGGAUAAAGGUGUGACUUUUUUAAACACCUGGGAGAGAAAAUGGGUGGGAGCCCGGGAAAGGCUGGGAGAGCCCUCAGCCUGCAGUUCAAGCCUGGCCCCAGUGAAGGAGAGAGGGAGAAAAACAAGUGGUGGAAACAUCCUA